This is a messenger RNA of Salvelinus fontinalis (brook trout), 7914 nucleotides long. Its product is annotated as collagen alpha-1(XIX) chain-like. Bases 53 to 2203 code for a protein of 716 amino acids. The record is from RefSeq and is a predicted model, not a curated record. The transcript is spliced from 37 exons. NCBI's taxonomy places the organism in Eukaryota, Metazoa, Chordata, Actinopteri, Salmoniformes, Salmonidae.
ACUGUCUCACUUCCUCUCUUCUCUCUGUGUGUUACAGGGUCGUCGAGGGAAGAUGGGGGAACCUGGACCCAGAGGCCUACCUGGGGUAAAGGGUGACUCUGGCGUCCCAGGAGACAAAGGAGAUCAAGGAGAUCCGGGUCAGCCAGGUGGAGACGGGGCCUCUGGGAUGAAAGGACAAAAGGGGGAAGAGGGCCUAAGAGGACCACCAGGACCGGUGAUGACAGCUCAUGGACUGAGACAUCUGUCUGGCUCUGAGGCUGAAUCAGGAGAGACGGGCCAGAAAGGAGAAACGGGUGAUCCAGGACAAAGAGGACUCCAAGGACCACAUGGUCUCAAGGGAAGCCUAGGACUACCAGGUCCAAAGGGAGAGCCCGGCCCAGAGGGUAAAGAAGGUCCUCAUGGACUCAUCGGACUCCCAGGGAUUGCAGGAGAGACGGGAUCGUCGGGGGACAAGGGACCACCCGGUAGAGACGGUCUUAAAGGAAUCAAGGGGGACUCUGGAGGUGUGAUGGGACCCCAGGGCCUGCCUGGACCCAAGGGAGAGCCUGGAGAGCCAGUAGCUGAACAUCUGGGAGAGGGGAUGACAUCUGGACCCAGAGGAUCACGAGGGCCAAAGGGUGAGCGUGGCGUUCCUGGUGUACCAGGAGACCUAGGGGAGAAAGGAGAGCCUGGUCUGGGCGUUGAAGGACCUCCUGGCCCCAUGGGACAGAGAGGAGAGAGAGGAUUUGAGGGCCCUCGUGGACCCUCCGGAUUCUCAGGCCCUGCUGGGACCCCGGGGAGAGAGGGAUCCCCUGGUCGAGAAGGUCCCCCAGGUCCACCUGGCCCCGCGGGUCAACCAACUGCCUUGCCAAUUGUGGGAGAUAUGAGCUCUUUACUCAAGAAUGCCUGCACUGUGUGCCAGACCAGAGUGCCAGGUCUGCCUGGGCAGAAGGGCGAGAAGGGAACCUAUGGAGCGACAGGAGUGCAAGGCAUGGUGGGAGAAAAGGGGGAUCCAGGAGUGCGAGGACCUCUCGGUAAUCCUGGGAAAGAAGGUCCAAAGGGGAUGAAAGGAGAGAGAGGAUUCCCUGGGCCUAGUGGAGACAAAGGAGACGAGGGCUCUCCUGGAGUUCCAGGCAUUCUGGGUGCAACAGGCCGUACUGGAGACCCUGGUGUCAUGGGCAGACCUGGGCCAAUGGGUCAGCCUGGAACAAAGGGAGAGCGGGGAAGUGACGGCUCCCCUGGAAGGCCAGGACUACCAGGCCCCCCAGGUGUCCCCUAUGUGGAGGGCAAUGGGAUGAGCAGUCUGUACAAACUGCAGAGUGGAGGAGCCAUCUCAGGACCCCCUGGACCACCAGGUGCACCAGGCCCCAAAGGAGACGAGGGAAGAGUGGGAGAUCCCGGAUCCAUGGGUUUACCUGGACUAGAAGGACUACCUGGAGCCAAGGGUGAUCUGGGGAUACCUGGAACCCCUGGAGUACCCGGGCCUUCAGGGAAACCUGGAGCUCGCGGUGAUUCGGGGAUCCCUGGGGAACCGGGUGAGAGGGGCCCGCUGGGGGAGACAGGAUUCCCAGGUCCUGAGGGACCCCAAGGUGCUCCUGGGAGGCCCGGGAAAGAUGGACUUCCUGGGUACGAGGGAGCCACAGGUAGACUAGGAGACAGAGGAUCCAAGGGAGAACGGGGGGACCCAGGGAUACCUGGAGCAAGGGGAGUCCAAGGGGAGAGGGGAAGGACAGGAGAUCCAGGGAUAGUGGGACCUAUCGGGCCCCAAGGCCACCGAGGAGACCCUGGUCCUCCAGGUCCCAUAGCAUCACCAAGCCCUCUGAAUGAUGCCAAUUCCAUGGAAGAAAUUAAAAUGUUUAUCCGGAAUGAAGUAUUGCGGUUGUUUGAAGAGAGACUAUCAAGCCAUGCCGUGCAGAAGACGCCGGCUGCCAUUUUAGCGGCGCAGGUUCGACAGGGUUCUCCCGGUCCCCCUGGCAACGACGGAUCCCCAGGGCCUCCAGGGGAAGAAGGCCCCCCCGGCCCUCAAGGGUACAGAGGUCAGAAAGGAGAGAGGGGUCAGCUAGGUCUGGGGAUACCAGGAGCUCCAGGUCUGGCAGGUCCACCAGGUGAACCUGGAAGCAGUAUCCAGGGACCACCGGGCCCUUCAGGUUCCCAGGGACCUCAUGGUAAAUGUGAUCCCAGUGACUGUCUCCAUCCAUCCUCUCACUCCAGACGGAACGGCUAGGGGGCCCCCCCUCAACUGAUAGGGGAAACCUUCAACGAAUAAGGGCCCUCUCAAUGGCUAGGGCCCAGGUGCCCCCUCCACCCAUCCAGCCUCCAUCUCUCUACAGCAGUCAACCAUAGGCACAGGAGCCGGGCGUGUGGAGCCUGAUCCCUCAGACAGCUCAUAUCAGACAGACAGUAUCGUCCUUGUGGUCAGUUUUACAUUGAAAACACUCAUCCUCUGUUACUGCUUUACAUGGGAAAGACUCACAGCCAGAAAUAGAUACAAUAUGUAUCUCAACACAAUGGAGUAGGAUGAAAUUGCCCAUAGAUGCUGAUCUUGGGUCAGUUUUGCAAUUUCCCCACUAAUUGUUAAGGUUGCAUUGGGGGAGGGGAAGCUGAUCCUAGAUCUGUACCUAGUGGAAACUUCACCCUGGAGCCCUUACAACCGCCUUUCGGUUUUCAUACGACCAUAGAAGCAUUGAAAUUCAAUUAUUUGUUACUUUACGUUGAUGGUUAUUCUAUUCAUUUUAAAUGUGUUACAGUCCAUUAUUAUUGUCAUUAUAGCUACGAUGAUCAUAUGAAGUACUGUUUAAUUUAUUUCUUGUUUUCACACAACUCCCCUGCUGUGUCCUGAUGCAUUCCAUAUUAAUUCACAUUAAGUCUUUCGAGGCCGUAAAUUAAUUUGUUUCUUUAAAUAAUACUGUCGGGAGAAAACAUUUUCUCCAUGAUUUGAUAAUGCUUGUUUAUGGGGAUAGCUAUGCACACGUUUGGUCUCAUUUGAUAUUAUCGUUGUGUGUGUGUGAGCUGGUAAACAGGCAGUCUGAAAUGUGUGUGUUUGUGUAUGACUAAUCAAUAUUCUUUGUGUGAACUGUUUAUGCAUACCAAAGUGAAGGAGGUUCAUCUAACAUGAAAUAUAUUUAUGAAUAUAUAUUAAUAUAUGUUUCAUCAAUGAAAGGGAUAUUUGUGAAACGUGUUAGAAUGAAGCUAGCUACAUGAUUUGAUCAAGUUACAUAACAUAAUGAAUAUCUUGUAGUGUAAUUCAUUACUAGAGCUUUGUUAAUGAAUUUUGUAAAGUUUUGAGAAUGCUAAAUAUUCUGUGUUUCAAAAACUACCAGUCAGAUAUAUUGCAUGAUACUGUUGUAAUUGUAAAGGGAUGGUCUGGUAUCAAAACAGAAUACUGGGUUCCUCUCUCGUCACACCCUACACUCUAGGUACUUUAUGUCAGGCGUUACCCAGUGAGAUCUCUCCACAUACUCUACACCUCAACAUGUAGUGUUCAUAACAGACUAAUUGAAUAGUCUGCUAGAUUGGGUUCUGAGUUCUGAUAUUAUUCAACAGGUAAAAUCGCCUGACUGUUGUCAUAUCUCAAGACAACCAGCACAACAUGAUCAAGGGUUAAACACUAGCUUAAUGCCAACUGAAUGUAGUUUGUGAAGGCUUGGUCAAGUUGACAUUUCUUCCAUGUACAGUUUGUGUGUAAGUGUGUAUAUUAUGCUAAUGUCGUAUCACCUCGCGUUCACGUGAAGUUAGCCGCGAAGACUUCAAUGUAGAUUUCUUGCAGUCAUACAUAUGGCUAACAUGAAGUAGGACAGUUUCCCUCUAUCCAUGGUCUUGUCUCCAAAGAGGGCAGACAAAUACAUGUCAAAUACUACAGCGAUUGAUUGAAAUUGCCCAGUACAAUGAAACCAAUAGAAUAUGGUAGGAUUGGAGAUGUUGUUACAUCGCUGCUCUUUUGGCAACAUGGUCUCAUUAGAAUAUGUCAUAAAAAUAGUGCCAUUUAACCAUGUCACUUCUGUGGACGUAUUACUAAUAUCUACAUGGGAGUAUACAGCUGGUUCAUCCAUCAGAACUGUAUGUGCAUCUGAACUGAAUGUACAUCAGUCUACAUGGGAGUAUACAGCUGGUUCCUCUAUCAGAACUGAAUGUACAUCAGUCUACAUGGGUGCUAUGUGUAUAUUUAGAUUUUGAAGCCAUAAGAAGUGAUCUUUCUAAUCCAAUAAGUACACUGCAAUAUUUUACUUCUGACUUUUCUUUCUUUGUUUUCUUGGUGGGUCUUUACUUGAACUCUUAUUUUCUGAAAGCGUUUUUAUUGACAAUAUCUGUACAUUACUGUUCAGAUAGGUAUUACUCCCUCAACUGUUCGACCAUGUAGCAUUGUUUGUCACUGUAUACAUAUAUAUUAUGUUGGUGUGUCUUAAGACUGGAGUGGUUUUGUUAUGUAUUUGUUGUGUUUCUGAUUGGAAAGUAAUAAGCUAAGAAUCACAGACUUGAAUGAAAUAUCUCUGUGUUCUUCCUUCACCAAUGUUAUCAGAAUGCUCUCUCUGUCACUCAGGCCUCAAUUCAAUCUAACCUGCCCUUAGGUGUUUCCUUUUCACCCAGUGACCUAAAACCGUACCUUUUUGUGAAAAGUCACCGUAAAAACACCCGGUAGACUGUGGUCAUAGAGAUCGAUAAGAUGUGUGUUUCCAGACGCAUUCAGUAGUGAAACAAAGGUACUAUUCAAUAACUAUAUUAUUGUGGUCUCCUAAACCCGACCCUAGGCAGUACUGGAUACAUUGUGGGAGGCAAUGCGUCUGCCUUGGGAGACUAAUACUAACGUAGGUUUGCUUGGAUCUGGACCCUCAAAGGCAAUUAUUUAAGUUGGAGGAAGUACGUGGGUGGAGCUGACACUUUGUGAUGUUUAAAUUGUCUCUCUUGCCUUCUUUUAUCGGUCUAAGGCACUGCAUCACAGUGCUUGAGGCGUCACUACAGACCCGGGUUUGAUCCCAGGCCGUGACCGGAAGACCCGUGAGGCGGCGCACAAUUUGGCCCCGUGUUUUCUCCGACACAUUGGGGUGGCUGGAUUCCGGGUUAAGCGAGCAGUGUGUCAAGAAGCAGUGCAGCUUGGCAGGGUUGUGUUUCGGAGGACACAUGGCUCUAGACCUUCGCCUCUCCCGAGUCCAUACCGGAGUUGCAGUGAAGUGAUGGGACAAGCCUGUAACUAUCAAUUGGAUAUGACGAAAUUGGGGUUAAAAAGGUGUAAAAAAUGUAAAACAAUGUCUCACUGCUGCGCUCCCAUUUCUUUGAGUUGGAGAUUUUCUCUUAGUAUUUCAGAGCAUCAAAUUGAUUGAGGGUCUUUGAAGAUUGGUGACAGUGGUGACAGUGGAGGCUGCUGAGGGGAAAACGGCUCAUAGUAAUGGCUGGAACGGAACAAAUGGAAUGCCAUCAAACACAUGGAAACCAUGGAAACCAUAUGUUUGAUAUAUUUGAUACCGUUCCGCUCCAGCCAUUACUAUGAGACCGUCCUCCCCAAUUAAGUUGGCACCAACCUCCUGUGCAUAUGUAUGGCUCAGGUCAUUAUAUGUCAAUGAGGUAACUGCAUAUUCAACCCUUUGACUUUUACAGAAGAAGCUAAUUGGUUAACAACAUUGAGGCAUUUCUUUAUUUCCAUGUCACACUGUUACUGCUUGCUCGUUUUGUUGGCAUCUCAACGUGAACAUUUUAUGUGGCUAAAUGAUACUACCGGAAGUAAGACACAAAGGCUGCGUUUACUCAGGAAGUCCAAUUCUGAUUCUUUUGCCAAAUUAUUGGCAAAAGAUCUGAUUGGCCCAAAAGACCAAUAUUACAGCAAAAUAUUAGUAUUGGCUGCCUGUGUAAACACAGCCAUAGGCAGAAUGACACAGAAUAUGGCUGUGUCUCGUGUCCUUACUUCAUUUGUGAGUGGACAGGGCCCUCUAGUGUUCAUUAGAAGAUUGUUUGCUAUAUUGAUGAACAUUUUAUUUAAAAUAAGGAAUCCUCUGAUGUGUUAUAUUAACUUGUGCUAAUUUCCACAUUCCAACACCCGUCCUUAGAGGAAUGAUGAUGGCUUGAUGUGGUUAGUCUGUUAGCCUUGAAACCAAGCUGAGAUGUACCCUUUCACCAUUGUGGAUUCCAGGCUAGUAGUAUGUUUUGGUGUGUGUGUUUUCAGAGCAAACUCUCUUCAAGGAGAUUGGUGAAAGGUCCAAUGCAGCUGUUUCUAUCUAAAUAUCAAAUCACUUUUGGGUAACAAUUAAGUACCUUAUUGGGAUUGUUUUCAAUUAAAAUGGUCAAAAAGAAACAAAAAGAGCUUUUUAGCGAAGAGACAUUUCUCAAAGAAUAAUUUUGCUAGGACUAUAUAUAUAUAUUUGACUGCAGUGGGCCUUUAAAGUCAUGAAUGGUUUUGACUGCAGUGGGCCUUUAAGUCAUAGUCAUGAAUGGUUUUUGACUGCAGUGGGCCUUUAAGUCAUAGUCAUGAAUGGUUUUUGACUGCAGUGGGCCUUUAAGUCAUAGUCAUGAAUGGUUUUUGACUGCAGUGGGCCUUUAAGUCAUAGUCAUGAAUGGUUUUUGACUGCAGUGGGCCUUUAAGUCAUAUUCAUGAAUGGUUUUUGACUGCAGCGGGCCUUUAAGUCAUAGUCAUGAAUGGUUUUGACUACAGUGGGCCUUUAAGUCAUAGUCAUGAAUGGUUUUUGACUGCAGUGGGCCUUUAAGUCAUAGUCAUUAAUGGUUUUUGACUGCAGUGGGCCUUUAAGUCAUAGUCAUGAAUGGUGUUUGACUGCAGUGGGCCUUUAAGUCAUAUCAUUAAUGUUUUUCCUCUUGUUAUGUUGAGUUGCGGAAGCAUGUUGUAAUAGAUGUUGUCAUUUGAAAAAGAAAUCAGCUUCAAUGUUUAUCCAUUGAAGCUGAUUGGUCAAGACAGUCAUGAAUGUUGUUUUUCCUCUUGUAACAUCCAAGAUGACUGCCUUCGUAUUGAAGCAUCAGCACAUUGUUGUACACUUUAAAAGCAGCUUCCAGUCUCAGUACAAGUCCAUUUAUGCUCUGAAACGUUACCAUGAGUUCCAGGUUCACCUGAUUGUCUGCUUCAGUAUGUGUUCACCUCUAGGCUCACCUGCUAGUCUGCUUCACUAUGGGUUCACCUCUAGGUUCACCUGCUAGUCUGCUUCACUAUGGGUUCACCUCUAGGUUCACCUGCUAGUCUGCUUCACUAUGGGUUCACCUGAUUAUCUGCUUCAGUAUGGGUUCACCUCUAGGUUCACCUGCUAGUCUGCUUCACUAUGGGUUCACCUCUCGGUUCACCUGCUAGUCUGCUUCACUAGGGGUUCACCGCUAGGUUCACCUGCUAGUCUGCUUCACUAUGGGUUCACCUCUAGGUUCACCUGCUAGUCUGCUUCACUAUGGGUUCACCUCUAGGUUCACCUGCUAGUCUGCUUCACUAUGGGUUCACCUCUAGGUUCACCUGAUUGUCUACUUCGCUGUGGGUUCACCUGAUUGUCUACUUCACUAUGGGUUCACCUGCUAGUCUGCUUCACUAUGGGUUCACCUCUAGGUUCACCUGCUAGUCUGCUUCACUAUGGGUUCACCUCUAGGUUCACCUGCUAGCCUGCUUCACUAUGGGUUCACCUCUAGGUUCACCUGAUUGUCUACUUCGCUGUGGGUUCACCUGAUUGUCUGCUUCACUAUGGGUUCACUUGAUUUAUUCUCUGUUUUCUCUGCUAUUUGUCCAUGGUAUUCCCUGAACGAUAAUGAACAAUCUGUCCACACUGUAACGACCCUGGGUUUAUAAGUGCGGAUAUCGACUCUGCAGCACGAGCAUGCUUUUGCGGCACAGUCGAUAGCGUGCUGGACUUCGGGCUAGAAGGUCGAAGACCUGCUCCCUGCCUGUUUCAUUACAUUGGUGUCAGAAGUGGGAUGUGUGACACCAAUGUAAUGAAACAGGUAGGGAGCAGGUCUCAAACCCUC